Molecule: messenger RNA, 870 nt
Organism: Lachancea sp. 'fantastica'
Lineage: Eukaryota; Fungi; Ascomycota; Saccharomycetes; Saccharomycetales; Saccharomycetaceae
Source: the annotation of a GenBank genome assembly
AUGAGACUGCCGAUGGCUGGCAUACAGGGCCGUUUAACGGUGCCAUUUCUAGGACAAUAUAGAAACUUUUCCCACACGAAUUGGUGCAAUGGGCCCAAAGCUGUGAAAUUUCUAAAAGCUCAAAGAAAAAGACAGCUAAAUCAGGCCAAACAGCUGAAAUUGAAGACUUCUUUGGAUACGGUUGACCCGGUAUUUGGGCGUAGUAAUACUCCGUUUGUGGUGCGUACGUUGGCUGAGCUGAAAGAGCCUAAAGUUUUGUCCCAGGGAUACAAAGCUCAAGAGGUAGAAUCGCUUUUGGCAUCUGUGGAAGCAGCCAGAAGAGAACAAAUGGAGCUGGCUGGGUUCAACAAUCAGUCCUUGACCUCCGAAACUGAUGAGUCCGUUCUACAGAAUAUGGAACUGAAAAGAGAAUCUAUACUGAGAAUUUUAAGCAUGAGAAACGCUAAUAAUAACGAUUCCAUGAAAUUGGUAGUUCGUCAGGCUAGGGAAGAAUUUCAGAGAUUCGAGGGUGAUACCGGCUCUAGUGAGGUGCAGGCUGCCAUUAUGACGGUUCGUAUUCACAACUUGGCCAAACACGUCCAGGAAAACAAAAACGAUCAUAAGAACACCAGAAUAUUGCGGAUGUUGGUUCAACAAAGACAAAACAUUCUAAGGUAUUUGAAGAGAGACAAACCCGAGAGAUACUUUUGGACCAUACAAAAGCUCGGGUUGAGUGACAAUGCUGUCGUUGGCGAAUUCAAUAUGGACAGACGUUACAUGCAAGACUACAAGUUUUUUGGUGACCGCAUCCUAAUUAAAGAUUCCAAGAAGGUCGCAGAUCAAAAGCGGAGAGAUCUCCGCAAGCAGAAGAGAUCUGCCAGAAGAGCAUAG